AUGAACCUGCGGUCUGUGUUCACACUGGAGCAGCAGUGAGUCCUGGAUAGCUACUAUGACAAUGGGAUGACCAAUCAGAGCAAGAGCUGCUUCCAGCUGAUCCUUCAGUGUUCUCAGGAGACCAAACUGGACUUCAGUGUGGUGCGGACCUGGGUGGGCAACAAGAGGCGGAAGCUGGCCUCCAGGGCCGACCAGAACACAGGCAUGUCCCACUCCUUUUCCUUCUCCAAUCACAGCCUGGCUGGUGGAGCUCUGUCUAACCACAUGCUAACGGGCGGGGCUCUAGUGGUGGGCGCAAUGCUGACAGGGGAGAUGGCGGCAGCUCAGAAUAUCCAGAGAGGAUCCUCCCACCUCCCUCCAUCCUCCUCCUUCCCCUCUGCCUCCUCUUCCGCUUCCUCUCCUCUCAGCUCUGUCAACAACAACAACGAUGUCAUCCUGACAGGGAUUUACUCUCUAGGCUCCACUUCUCGUUCCCAGCCCACUGUUAAGCCCCUCUCCUGUCACUCUGACCCUGAGCUCCCUGCACAUGUCCAUCAAACUCUGCUCAACCAAUCACAGCACAGGAGGAAUAGUUCUGUCUCCUCCCCCCUCCAGCUCCACUCUAGAUUGGGUACCAUGUCACUUCCUCGCUGUAAACCCCUCUCCCUCUCCUCUUCCCCCUCCUUCUCCUCAUCCCCCAGCCGCCCCAUCCACAAUCUGUCCAAGAGGUGUGGUUUCACCACUGGUGGGGCAGGCAGGCAAGAGAGACACAGACAGUCUACCCGCCCCUUGGAUGCUAUUGGCUGCCUCUCAAUUGCCAUGGAGACGGGUGAUGAAGAGGAUGAGUGGCGGAGGGAGGAAGUGUUAUCCAACAUGGCUGCCACGACCCACGGGGACCUCCAGAGAGGCCAGGGGCUGAGGGACAGCCUCAGCCCCAGCAGCAAACGGGGACAGCUCCAGGCCUGGUCAUAUCCUCGGGACAGCUACCCUGUUACUACAAAACUACAGGCCUCCCCUAGUAUACAGGUUCCAGUCAGUCCCUCUGCUCCGUGGCUCAUCAGUAACUCCAGGAAGAGAACUCUACAGGACAGGACCCAGUUCAGUGAUGUGGACCUGGGCCAGUUGAAGCGGUACUGGGACCGAGGGAUGACCAGUCUGGGUUCUGUCUGCAGAGAGAAGAUCAACGCAGCAGCCAAUCAGCUCAACGUAGACACUGAGAUAGUCAAGACGUGGAUUGGGAACCACCGUCUGAUGGGCAUAAAGAUCCCGCCCCCUAAAGGUGGGCCGGCCUUGUUCCUGACAUCACAGGAAGGGGAGAAGUCUCCCUCUGCACUGAGUUCUGAUGGGGAGGGGCUUAGAACGCCCGAGCUGGGAGACAACCUAAACGAUGGAGCGUCCUUCUGUCUGUCCGAGGAUGGGACCAGUCAGUCGUACCAGAGAGAAGAAGAGAACGGAGUAGAGAAGGAGAGCAGCAGCGCCCCCAUGGCUCACAGCGUGAAGAUAGAGGUGAUUGAUGAUGAUGAUGAUGAUGGUGUUGAGAUGGUCGGAUCUGAUAUGGAAAACAUGCAGAACCUCCUGGAGUUUAAGCUUAAGGAGGUGCAGUAUCUGGAGAGCCAACUAGAGAAUCAGAAUCAGAGAUAUUAUGAGUUGGAGACCUUCACCAAGAGUCUUCUGACCGCUGUAAGGACCAACAACCUGUACAGACAACAG
This is a messenger RNA of Oncorhynchus tshawytscha (Chinook salmon), 1689 nucleotides long. RefSeq names its product highly divergent homeobox-like. Gene Ontology annotation, molecular function: RNA polymerase II cis-regulatory region sequence-specific DNA binding; DNA-binding transcription factor activity, RNA polymerase II-specific. The record is from RefSeq and is a predicted model, not a curated record. Gene Ontology annotation, biological process: regulation of transcription by RNA polymerase II. The annotation marks the transcript as partial. The transcript is spliced from 10 exons. NCBI's taxonomy places the organism in Eukaryota, Metazoa, Chordata, Actinopteri, Salmoniformes, Salmonidae.